UCAUUUAAAAAAAAUCAAAAACAAAUCAUUAAGUUGUGUAACCUUUAAAGUCAGUGAGAGUGCUGUAGAAUUGGCACUGAAAUAAGACUUUGACCUGUGCAUAAAGCAUUGAAAGCAAAUGUUUGACGGAUGUUUUUGAAACCAUAAUCUUUAGUACUACACAUGUGUCGGGCAGCUUUGAUGGUCUGACAUUCACACCUACACCGACAUGUUCCUGUAACGCAGCAGUGAAGCCUCUCCUCCUGCUUGCUUAUAGGUCAGAUAAUUGUCAUUCUUAUGUAGCGCGGCCCUGCCCAAGUUGUCUUUCCUCAUCAGUUACCAAAAGGAACAGAAGUCAGAAACCUCACCCUGCAUUCUAAUAGACCUGUUUGUGUAGAUACGGUCUCAAGAGGAAAAUGAGCGAUUAUUCAAACUAUGAAGACUCCAACUACACUGAUUAUCCAGACAUCUAUGUUGGUAUUGAGGAGCCGUGUUCAAACGAGCGCAGUGUCAACAUUGAGAACUUCCUCCAGUUGUUUAUUCACCCCAUCAUUUGUUUUGCUGGUUUCAUCGGCAACACCCUCGUGAUCGUAACGUAUGCCUUCUACAAGCGGACCAAGUCCAUGACUGACGUGUACCUGCUGAACGUGGCCAUCGCUGACAUCCUGUUUGUGGUGGCCCUGCCUUUGAUUAUCUACAGCGAGCAGUACGGGUGGACUAUGGGGAACUUGUCCUGCAAGCUGCUGCGUGGCAUCUACAGUGUGAACCUGUACAGCGGCAUACUGCUCCUGGCUUGCAUCAGUGGAGACCGAUACCUUGCCAUUGUGCAAGCCCGCCGCUCGUACCGGCUGCGUUCAAGCACUCUGCUUUACAGCCACCUGAUCUGUGCGUUGGUCUGGAUUAUGGCCUUGCUUCUCUCUCUUCCAACCUUUGUGUUUUAUGAGCGUUACCAACCUCACCUAAAUACAACCAGCACUGGAAACAGUACUGACAGCGACGACAUGCAGUAUGUGUGCUUCUUCUGGUUUCAGGAGGAAGAGACGGCACGUGCGAUAAAAACCGUGGUGCCCAGCUCUCAGGUGGUGAUGGGUUUCUUCUUGCCGCUGCUGAUCAUGGGAUUCUGUUACUCCAGCGUCAUCGCCACUCUCCUUCGGGCCAAGAACUUUCAGAGACACAAGGCAGUGCGUGUGGUCCUCACCGUGGUCUUUGUGUUUGUGCUCUGCCAUAUGCCUUACAAUAUAGCACUGUUGUAUUACACCAUCAACAUAUUUGAACAGCAGGAAUGCAGCCAUGACGAGGCCGUCUCAUUGACCAUGUCCAUCACGAGAAGCCUGGCGUACCUGCACUCUUGUCUCAACCCCCUGCUGUACGCCUUCAUUGGAGUGAAUUUCAGGAACCACUUCCGAAAGAUCCUACGGGACAUCUGGUGCUUGGGGAAGAACUACAUGUCAGCGAGACGGUCCUCACGCGUCACCACUGAAAUGUACCUUUCCACGCGGCGCUCUAUGGACGGCUCGACCAAUGACAAUGGCACGUCGUUUACCAUGUGAUUGGGUGCUGGAACGUUCCCUGCAAUGUAACUGAUAGACUGAUUAGCAUCAGUCAAAAAUGAUCAUCAUGUUGUUCCAAACCUGUAUGACUUUGUCUUUUGUGUUCACGUUUUGACUGGAACAACAUGAUGGUGAGUAAAUGAUGACAGCAUUUUUAUAAGGAAUGUAUUUUUACUUAUUUUGAGAAAUUCUACCAAUUACAAGCAAAAGAGGGAAAAGUGACAACCACAUACAAACCAUUUCCCACAUUGAUCUCAAUGUGGUCAUUCCUUCUUUGCAAUGUGUAAAAAUAGCAAAGUGUAAAAAGUCCUGUAUAUGAAUUUUUUUUUUUCAUUUGAAGUGCACUAUAUGUUGUACUAAUGCAGAAUAUUUUUAUUUUUCUAUUUGUACUGUACUAUUCAACUGUUGUACACAUUAUCUUUAACAAUGCCCAAUGUACCUGAGAUAUACACACCGUUUUAUCUAAAUAAAUUAGGCAAAGUA
Pimephales promelas (fathead minnow) is the source of this 2012-nucleotide messenger RNA. It is a transcript of the gene ccr6a, whose product is annotated as C-C motif chemokine receptor 6a. Gene Ontology annotation, cellular component: membrane; external side of plasma membrane. Gene Ontology annotation, biological process: calcium-mediated signaling; immune response; cell chemotaxis. The record is from RefSeq and is a predicted model, not a curated record. Lineage: Eukaryota; Metazoa; Chordata; Actinopteri; Cypriniformes; Leuciscidae. Gene Ontology annotation, molecular function: C-C chemokine binding; C-C chemokine receptor activity.